AUGGCUCCCGCUCACCGUCGUGGACCUUGGGUCCCCGAAGAAGAUCAGCUUCUUCUGCAACUCGUUCGUGAACAAGGCCCCAACAACUGGGUUCGUAUCUCCCAGCACAUGGCCUACCGCUCGCCCAAACAAUGCCGGGAACGCUUUCACCAAAACCUUAAACCGUCGCUCAACCGUGAGCCUAUCUCUUCCGACGAGGGGCUGAUGAUCGAACGCAUGGUCAACGAAAUGGGCAAGCGCUGGGCCGAGAUUGCCCGCCGUCUGGGGAACCGCAGUGACAACGCCGUCAAGAACUGGUGGAAUGGCAGCAUGAACCGCAAACGCCGUGGUCUGUCAACACCAACCGCCUCUCGCACCUUCGGCGGCCGCAUCGAGGCCCCUUAUGCCCGCGCCUCCGUUGUGAGCCCGUCCCGGCCACGCUUCUCGACUCGUGCUUGGGCGGACUCGCCCGUCAAGUCCGAGACCUUCUCCCGUCGCGAGUCCGUUUCCACCGCCCGUCAACUGUCUCCGAUCUAUACUCUGCCUUCGAUCAACCGCCCCAUCGAAACGCCCUUGACUUCCCCGGCCUUUUCAGAGGCCUCCAACGCCACCUCGAUCGAACCUCCUUCAAUGGUCUCGGACCAGAACUCCGUCUGCUCCUCUUCUCCCCGCACCCUUCCAUCCCCACAGAUGCUUCCUCUGCCCAUCGUCUCACAAUACGAUGCCCGGCGCCCGAGUACAUCGGUGCAGGUGGUCGAGGACUCUCCCAGCUACCCAGCUCGUUCGCUCGAAUCCCUCUCCGAGAUUGCCUCCAAGCGGCGGUGGAUGGAGCACCAGCCCACUCUCGCCUCAUGGCACCAGCCUACAGAUGUGCCCACGGCCUGGCCAAGGCCAGAAACCCCCCGCGAUACGCGGAUGGGAGUCAACAAUCUGCUCAACUAA
Penicillium atrosanguineum is the source of this 921-nucleotide messenger RNA. RefSeq names its product putative MYB family conidiophore development protein FlbD (gene flbD). NCBI's taxonomy places the organism in Eukaryota, Fungi, Ascomycota, Eurotiomycetes, Eurotiales, Aspergillaceae. The coding region runs from base 1 to 921 and encodes 306 amino acids. Gene Ontology annotation, cellular component: nucleus. Gene Ontology annotation, molecular function: DNA-binding transcription factor activity, RNA polymerase II-specific; RNA polymerase II cis-regulatory region sequence-specific DNA binding. The record is from RefSeq and is a predicted model, not a curated record. Gene Ontology annotation, biological process: mitotic cell cycle; positive regulation of transcription by RNA polymerase II. The transcript has a single exon.